AUGGAAAAAAGUAACGGUUCGACAAAACUAAAAGCAACAUACUAUACAAGAGCGCAAGCAGCAAAUAAAAACAUAAAAACACCAACAAAAAGCGAAAAAAAUGAAACUGAAGCACAAAUAGAAGUAUUAAACAAUAAAGAACAAAAAAUCAGUGAGAGUUGUGCAAUAGGAAAAGAGAUCAGUAUUGAUGUUUAUAGAAAGAAGGAGAAAAGUUUAAAUCUAAGAAGUGAUAACGGAACAAAAGUUGAAAAAGAAGUUGAAAAUUUCUGCAGUGUAAAACAAAGUAAAGAAACUGUAAGCAGAAAAGAAGAUUGCAAUAAAAGUAAAGAAGUUGAAAAUAGAAACAAAGAAGUUGAAAUUAAAGAAGUUGAAAAAAGAAACAAAGAAGUAGAAAUUAAAAACAAUCAAGUCGAAAAUAAAGAAGUUGUGAAUAAAUGUAAAGAAAUUGAAGAUAAGAAAACAGAAUUUAAGAACAAAGCUGAGAAUAAAAUUAAAGAAGUUGAAAAUAAAGAGAAGCUGAGAAUAAAAUUAAAGAAGUUGAAAAUAAAGAGACAGAAAACAAACAAGUUACAAAUAAAGAAGCUGAAAAUAAAAACAAUAAAAACAUCGAAACCAACAGAACUAAACUAA
Molecule: messenger RNA, 630 nt
Organism: Lucilia sericata (common green bottle fly)
Lineage: Eukaryota; Metazoa; Arthropoda; Insecta; Diptera; Calliphoridae
Exons: 1
Coding region: 1-630 (209 amino acids)
Source: RefSeq, a predicted model, not a curated record